GGCUGGACGUGUCACUUUUUACCUUGAAAAAGACCAGCCUCCAUUCCAAGGAAAUUCCUGCAAAUAAAUGACAAACUCCAUGCCCACUCCACCGCCUAACCCAUCCGCCUCUUUUUUUGUGCAUUUAUAUCUUAGUUAUGAAAAUUUAACCGUUAAAAACACCCGCCAUAUCAGUGUUUAGCUGUAGCAUAAUAGUACUAAAAAUUUUCAUGGUGUUGGCUAAAUCACAACCAGGGAAGAAAAAGAAAAACUUGGCCAUACAUGAGUUAAUGGAGACUGGAGAGUUAGGUAAAAUCCCAAAAAAAGAAAAGCUACAUCUGUCUUUCCUAUUACCAGUCUAUUAAUUUAAUUGAGUUCGUUCAUUUUUUUGUCAUGUACUUAAAUUAUUCUCUGCCAAUAUAUUUUGAUUCAAACAUUUUCACUGUCAUUUCAGUUUUGUCUCAUUGCAUGAUUUUGACAAGAAAAGUACGUUUCUAGAGAGACUUUUAACCAUGUUUUGCUAUCUGGGUUUACACCAAAUUUCAUUAUUGUACUCUACUUUGUUUUGUUUUUUUUGUAUUACUAUUUCUUUUGGCAUAGAAAGUGUGAUUGUUUCAGUUAUGGGGUUUCAGGCAGCAUUAUAGCUGUGGUUAUUUGUAAUUCUUUUCAGUUUCUUGUGCUUGAAAAAGGGUUCUAAUAAGUUUUUUCUAACGGUAGCUAGUUGUUGCCAUUGGGUUCAAAGUUGUUCAAUUCAUGAGUCUUGGAAGCAAAGUGUCAAAACUAUCUGCAGUUGUUGUAGAAGCUGGAAAGUUUUUGUGCUGGAAAAUGGGUUUCAAUAAGUUUCAGAAGAGUUACUAGUUGUGUUUAAGUUGUUCUAAUUUUUAUUCUUCGAAAAGGGUGUUUAAGUUGUGUUUACUAGGUGUCAUGGCAUCUGCUGUUUCUUUACGGGUAUCGCCUUGUUUUGGGACAAAUUCAGCGUAUAAGCCUCGUGUGCGAGUGAGAGCUGAGAGAUUAGGUGGUAGUGAUUUGUCAGUGUCAUCUGAUGGGGUCUCAGUGAAUGAAACAGGUUCUGUAAGGGUAGAGAAAGAGAAAAAAGGGUCUUCGCCUGAUGGUGGGAAUGGGGGGUUAAAGUCUAGAAUUGAGAAAAUUGUGGUGAAAGAAAUGGUUUCUGAAGAAUUGGAAGUAUUGUGGGAUGAUGGUUAUGGAAUUAAAACUGUGAAAGAUUAUCUCGAUGCAGCAAAGUACAUGAUUAAGCCUGAUGGUGGACCACCAAGGUGGUUUUGCCCCGCUGAGUGCGGGCGUCCUAUAAAAGGUUCUCCUGCCCUUCUGUUUUUACCUGGGCUUGAUGGUGUUGGGAUGGGCCUUAUUUUGCACCAUAAAGCUCUUGGAAAGGUUUUUGAAGUUCAGUGCCUUCAUAUUCCUGUCCAUGAUCGAACACCAUUUGAAGGACUGGUGAAACUUGUUGAAGAAACUAUUAGACUUGAGAAUGCUUCACGUCCGAAUAGUCCAAUCUAUUUGGUGGGAGAUUCCUUUGGAGGAUGCUUAGCACUUGCUGUUGCUGCUCGUAAUCCCAAUAUUGAUUUAGUGGUGAUAUUAGCAAAUCCAGGUGAACCAUUGAAAAUGGCAGCAGUUGGUAUUGACAGUAAGCUUCCCACAACACAGAAAAUUGAGCAAUUGUCUGGCAACCUCUCUGCUUUGCUUCCCCUUCUUUCUGGUUUGGCUGAUAUUAUACCAAAGGAGACUCUCAUUUGGAAGUUGAAGUUGCUUAAAUCAGCUUCAGCUUAUGCUAAUUCGCGUCUCCAUGCUGUAAAAGCUGAAGUACUAGUGCUUGCUAGUGACAAGGAUAACAUGCUUCCUAGUCGAGAAGAAGCUCAACGUCUUAAGAAUUUAUUACCAAAUUGCAUAAUUCGUUGCUUUGAAGACAAUGGACACACUCUUUUUCUGGAAGAUAGCAUGAAUUUACUGACUGUCAUUAAAGGAACUUGCAAAUACCGCCGUUCCAGAAGGCAUGAUUUUACCUCAGAUUUUCUGCCUCCCAGCAUGUCAGAGUACAGAUAUGCUUUUGAUGUGGUAUCUGGAUUAAUACGUUUUGCAUCUUGUUCCGCUAUGUUCUCAACCAUGGAAGAUGGAAAGAUAGUGGAGGGACUUGCAGGGGUUCCAGAUGAGGGUCCUGUGUUGUUAGUUGGUUACCAUAUGUUGAUGGGGUUGGAACUUUCUUGUCUUACUGAAGCGUUCUUAAGAGAAAAGAAGAUUAUGGUCCGUGGAGUAGCGCAUCCAGAGUGGUUUUGGGGAAAACUUCAAAAUUCAUCUUAUCAAUUUUCUUUCUCUGAUUGGAUGAAAGUAAUGGGUGCAUUACCUGUCACAGCAACCAAUCUUUUCAAAGCUUUGUCUGCAAAAUCCCAUGUUCUUCUUUAUCCUGGUGGUGCACGUGAGGCCCUCCAUCAUAAGGGUGAACAAUAUAAACUAUUUUGGCCUAAUAAACCAGAAUUUGUAAGAAUGGCAGCACGAUUUGGGGCCACGAUUGUGCCUUUUGGUACCGUAGGAGAAGAUGAUAUAGUAGAACUGGUUCUUGAUUACCAUGACCUGAUGAACAUCCCUGUGGUUAAUGAUAUAAUCAAAGACGCCAGUCGGGAUGGUAUAAAAAUAAGGGAUGAAACAAAGGGAGAGGUUGGCAAUCAAGAGCUGUUUAUUCCAGGGUUGUUACCCAAGAUACCAGGCCGCUUUUACUACCUGUUUGGAAAGCCGAUAAAAUUGAAGGGAAGGGAAGAUUUGCUGGUGGACAGAGAAGAUGCAAAUGAAAUGUAUUUGCAGGUAAAGUCAGAAGUUGAACAAUGUAUUGCUUACUUGUUGAAGAAGAGGGAGGAGGACCCUUACAGGAGUAUAAUCGAUAGAACAAUCUAUCGUGCACUCUAUGCUCCUCUAGACCAAGUUCCAUCAUUCAAGGCCUAGAAAAAUUACUCUGCUCACUCAGAUGCAUCUUGAUUCUUUGAUGGGCUUAUUUUUCUACACUCUUUGUAUGAUAGGAUAGCCAUGGUCAAUCCUAUGUUGCACAAUAUUACAAAUUUGCAAAUAAAAAUGAAAAGAAGAUAUUGGUUUGGUCAUGUACUUGGUUCAUGCAAUCAUCCGGCAUUCAAAUCUACGAUUUAAAUUCUAUAUCUGCAACUUUUUUUUGUCUUCCUUGAGUAUAGUAUCUUUGAAUUAUGAGUGUAAUCGAAUC
Messenger RNA from Durio zibethinus, 3196 nucleotides. The record is from RefSeq and is a predicted model, not a curated record. NCBI's taxonomy places the organism in Eukaryota, Viridiplantae, Streptophyta, Magnoliopsida, Malvales, Malvaceae.